GAGUCGGCGCCGUUUUCUGCGCGUACACUAACACGGAGCAUCCUUCGUUAAUCCUCUCCGGGCUCCGGUCGUCUCCGUGUGUAGCAUGAAAACCAUGUUAGCCAUUAUCUCUAACGCACUGUGCAGGAUGACCGGCAGGAAUGCGCUACAGCUCCUCUCUCACCUGUAGAGCUCCACUGGGCGUGCUCUGGUCUGAUUGGUUGGCUCCUUUUGUUCCCCAGCUACUGACUGACCUGUCAGAGUUUGUUGAUCUAACGUCGCCGGCGGCGCCCGCCUCUGCACAGACCCAGCGGCUUCCACCUAAACCGCCUCCAACAGCAGUCAGUACUAGAGCAGCGUCUGCGCUGUUAGUUAGCGGUUGUGCUGACAGACCAGUAAGGACUCGUGAAGCUUCCUCCAUGUCUGCUGCCUGCUCACUAACAGGGCCGGGGAACCUAACCAGAGCUGCUGCAUGGAUGGAUAUGUAUGAAUUAAGAACAAAUGACCCUACAGUAUAUGCACCGACAUGUCUCGUUAAUGCUGCACUCAGACCCGUGCAAAGCAGGGAGAUUUCUUUGAUCCCAAAAAUGAGGGAGCCAGAGUUGUUGUCUCCCGCUCCUUCGCUGACUUCACACCCCAGGCGACCUUUGACAUCAAGGUGGGCACAAACGAGAAUCACUAAUGGCAAUCGCAGACUGAAGGAAGGGGAUUUUUACCCCAUAAAGCUGCGAUCAGUUAAACAUCUUAGUCGAUACCGAAUGUAGCUCAGAAGAAUGUAACAUGAAGAUGGCAAGAUGAAACUUAUCAGGGUUAAUGCACAAACAGUCCUUUCAGAUAAAAUAUCAUGGCUAUAUUUGUAAAGUUGAUUCUGCAUCAGCAAUAGUUUCAGUGUCGUGAUCAUCAGCACGAGUCCACUCAGGGAUCUGUAUUCUGGCCUGAAAGACUACAGGAGGCUCAGCACUGUUGAUGGCU
Pundamilia nyererei is the source of this 951-nucleotide messenger RNA. It is a transcript of the gene pdha1b, whose product is annotated as pyruvate dehydrogenase E1 subunit alpha 1b. The transcript has 4 exons. Bases 141 to 743 code for a protein of 200 amino acids. NCBI's taxonomy places the organism in Eukaryota, Metazoa, Chordata, Actinopteri, Cichliformes, Cichlidae. The record is from RefSeq and is a predicted model, not a curated record.